Molecule: messenger RNA, 942 nt
Organism: Penicillium cataractarum
Lineage: Eukaryota; Fungi; Ascomycota; Eurotiomycetes; Eurotiales; Aspergillaceae
Product: enoyl-CoA hydratase/isomerase family protein
Exons: 4
Coding region: 1-942 (313 amino acids)
Source: RefSeq, a predicted model, not a curated record
AUGAUCUUCGACCCAGCCCCCAUCGAGCUUCCCGCCUCGUACGAAACAGUCCCAACCACAGGCCAUGUCAAGGUCUCGCAUCAUCCAGCAGGCGCACCAUCAGUGACUCCAGUCAUAGUCGUGACUCUUAAUCGUCCCGCCAACAACAAUGCCUUUACUUCACAAAUGGUGCACGAUUUCGAAAAGUUCUUCCCCAUGUUCGACGUCGACGAGCGGGUCAAGGUCAUUGUCUUGACCGGCGCGGGCAAGCUCUUCUGUGCGGGUGCAGACUUGGAUAUUGGCUUUAGCAGCACCCGGGAGCGUCCGACUGAUCAUCGUGAUGGUGGUGGACGUGUUGCGUUAGCCAUUCAUCGCUGCCGCAAGCCUACUAUUGCAGCUAUGCAGGGCUCUGCCGUCGGGGUUGGAAUGACAAUGACACUGCCGGCUGUCAUUCGCAUCGCCUAUGAGAAAGGAAAAUACGGCUUCGUUUUCGGUCGCCGCGGCAUCAUCAUGGAGUCCUGUUCCUCAUACUUCCUACCGCGCCUGAUCGGCUUCUCGAAUGCCAGCUAUCUCGUCAGCACCGGGGGUGUAUUUCCACCAAACUCGAAGCAUUUCGGUGACCUCUUCAACGAAAUCCUGCCCGAUCCUUCGCAAGUGCUGCCACGAGCUCUCGAGCUGGCCACGGAAAUCUCGGAGAAUGUGAGCCCGACGUCGCAGUAUCUCAAUCGUGCGUUGAUGUGGCGUAAUCCCGGGACCGCAGAGGAGGCUCACCUGCUGGAAUCGGCUGUUAUUUGUCACGCCUUUGGAUCAGAGGACCAGAAAGAGGGUGUAAAGGCCUUCUUUGAAAAGCGUAAACCGACUUUCCGUGCAAAUCUCGAUGAUAACCCACCUGUUAAUGUGCCGUGGUGGACUGAGGUUGACACUGGGCGUAACCCGAAAGCAAAGACCCCGUCGAAGUUGUAG